Messenger RNA from Solea senegalensis (Senegalese sole), 987 nucleotides. It is a transcript of the gene pycard, whose product is annotated as PYD and CARD domain containing. Gene Ontology annotation, biological process: inflammatory response; innate immune response; regulation of apoptotic process. The record is from RefSeq and is a predicted model, not a curated record. NCBI's taxonomy places the organism in Eukaryota, Metazoa, Chordata, Actinopteri, Pleuronectiformes, Soleidae. The coding region runs from base 51 to 602 and encodes 183 amino acids. The transcript is spliced from 3 exons.
GGUUUCACUUUCUUUUCCUGACAACAUAAGCGCGAGGUCACUCGGAACCAAUGGCUCCUCCCGUCACGAUCAAAGAAGCCAUUGCGAACAUUCUAGAAGACCUGACCGAGCCGAACUUCGAGAAGUUUAAAGAGCGGCUGCUGGACCGCAAGCAGGUCCGGCGCGCGCGGGUGGACCGCAAGAGUUUUUUGGUGGUUGCCGACGUCAUGGUCUCUACUUACACCGAGGCCGGGGCACUUCCGGUGGCUGUGGACAUUCUCACACAGAUUGACUGCAACGAGGAAGCGAAGACACUCAUGAAGGAAAGUGAGGGACUGUCCUCGACACCUGGAUCUGGAGGCAAUAAGCACUUUGUGGACAAACACAGAUUUCAGCUGAUCCAGAGAGUGGGCAACAUUGAACCAAUUCUGGAUGAGCUCUUAGAUGAAGAUGUUAUCCAGCAAGAGCUUUAUGAUAAGAUUAGGUCUCUGAGCAUCACCCAGGACAAGAUGAGGGAGCUCUACUCUACUGGCCUGAAAGCUGGUGAAGCCUGCAAAGACAUCUUCUAUAACAUCCUAAAGAAACAUGACCCUUAUCUCAUCAGGGAACUGGAGGGAAAAUAAUCUGUUUUUAUCUUAUCAAUUGUCAUUUAAAAAAAGAAGGCGUAAUCAGAUGAUUAUUAGGGCUGCGUAUCGCCACCAAUUUCCUGAAACCAUUUGAUUCCGAUUCAGUUCCGAUUCCGAAUUCAUUUUCAGUCACAAUAGCACUCUCAGUUGGUUAUGAAAACAUUUUACAGAAUUAAUACUGUUAAUUAUACAAAGAUUCUUCACAGCUGGCCUAUGGAGAAUAUUUGUGUUUACAUUAACAACUACUUUAAUGUAUUUUUUAUGUAACACGACAAGCACACUGAUCAUGUGACAUUCAGUAGCGACGCAUCAUAAAUGCCAUUGCCUGUAUUUAACGAAAUACUAGUGGUAUCAAAGGAUUAAAAUAUUGAUUAACUCACAA